Molecule: messenger RNA, 1205 nt
Organism: Megalopta genalis
Lineage: Eukaryota; Metazoa; Arthropoda; Insecta; Hymenoptera; Halictidae
Source: RefSeq, a predicted model, not a curated record
ACGAGCAAUCGAAACGUGGAAAUAUGGAUUUCGCGAUGGGAUGGAAUCAGUUCAACUUGACUCUGCUCGGCGUGUGGCCAGAACCAAGGGUGACCUCGGAUCGUUCCCGUCGAUUCACGUCUUUCGUGUUCUGGUCGACGUGUUUCGUGACGUUCACGUUCAUCUGCGCGCCGCAGACGGCGAAUCUGAUCUUGAAAUCGACCAGCUUGGACGAAGUGAUCGAGAAUCUGUCGAUUAAUGUGCCGAUCGCUUUUGCUUUGGCCAAGCAGAUCGUUCUACACUGCCACAAAAAGGCGCUGACGUUCUUGGUCAGUCAAAUAUUGCACGACUGGUCGCAGACACUUCCGGAUUCGGAUCGCCAUACGAUGCUGAAGAAUGCCAGAUUGAGUCGAAUGAUAUCCAUCGUUUGUUCCACUCUGACCUAUAUAAUGCUUUUCGCGUUCGUGUCGCUGCAAAUCUGGAACAAUGCGCAGAGCGCUUCCGAGACCGAUUUAGGAGGCCUCCUGCACCCAGCCAGCUUUCCCUAUGACACUAAGAAGAGUCCUAAUUUCGAGAUCACCUGGCUAGGACAGUUCAUGGGCACCGUGUUGACGGCGAUCUGCUAUUCCUGCUUCGACACGUUCCUGGCCGUCCUCGUGUUGCAUUUGUGCGGGCAACUGUCUGUUCUAAGAAACGCUCUCGAAAAUCUCGCCGACAUCAGCAGCAAAAACAGCUCCGUGAAGUUCAACGAAAGACUCGGCUACAUCGUGUACAGGCACAACGAGCUGUCGAGGUACGCCGUGAUUGUGGAAGACUGCUUCAAUCUAACAUUGCUUGUGCAAACUCUGAUCUGCACCGCGAUGUUCUGUCUGACUGGAUAUCGUAUGAUAACCUCUGUAGAUCAGGAAGAAGAAGACGUGCCCAUUGUAGGGAUGGUAUUUUUUAUCAUACACGUGAUUUAUACGAUGCUGCAUUUGUUUAUAUAUUGCUAUGUGGGAGAAGCGCUCGUUGGCGAAAGUACCGGAGUUGCUCAGUCUGCAUACAACUGCAUAUGGUAUAAUUUGCCGUCGAAACAAGCAGUAUCGUUGAUUAUGUUAAUACGCCGAUCGAGGAUAUCGUUUCAAAUAACCGCCGGCAAGUUUAGUCCCUUCUGUCUGGAAUUUUUCAACGCAGUAUUGAGAACUUCCGUCGGAUAUCUGUCCGUGUUAUUGGCCAUGAAAGAAUAA